CAGGCAGGGGAGGCUCCCCGCGGGACCCCCAGGUCUCCAGAUGCUCUUCCAGCCAGCCAUGCUUCUGGGCAGCAUCCUCCUCGCGGUGGCCACCGUGACCGCAGCCCAGCGGCGGGGGCAGGACGCGGGUGGGCGUCGCCGGACACACCGUGUCCAGCACGGCCAGUGCAGCUACACCUUCGUGCUGCCUGAGCCGGAGCCCUGCCCGCCGGAGCCCGAGGUCUUCGGGGCCUCCAACAGCCUCCAGAGGGACGCGCCAGCUGCUGGGCUGAAACUUGGGGACUGGCCGAGCCAGCGGGUGCGACAGCUGGAAAAGGUGCUAGAAAACAACACUCAGUGGCUGCAGAAGCUGGAGAGGUACAUCCAGAUGAGCCUGAGGUCGGAGCUGGUGCAGGCCCAGCAGCACAUGGUCCAGAACCAGACGGCCACCAUGCUAGAGCUGGGCACCAGCCUCCUGAACCAGACCACGGCCCAGACCCGCAAGCUCACCGACGUGGAGGCACAGGUCCUGAACCAGACCUCAAGGAUGGAGAUGCAACUUCUGGAGACCUCGGUGUCCACCAACAGGCUGGAGAAACAGCUCCUGCUGCAGGGCCAUGAGCUCCACCAACUGCAGGGCCGCAACAGCGCGCUGGAAACGCGGGUGCUGGCGCUGGAGACGCAGCAGCAGGCCGAGCUGAGCAGCCUCCGCGGCGAGAAGGAGCGGCUGAGGCGUCUGCUGGGCCGCCAGAGCGGCGCCCUCGCGGGCCUGGAGCGCAGCCUGCGCGCCGCCAGCAGCAACUCCAGCCUCCUGCAGCGCCAGCAGCGCCAGCUGCUCGAGUCCGUGCAGCGGCUGGUGCGCGUCGUGGCCCAGGGCCCGGCCCCCGUGAGGGCCGCUGAGCAGGUGUUUCAGGACUGUGCCGAGAUCCAGCGCUCCGGGGCCAACACCAGCGGCGUCUACGUCAUCCACGUGGUCAAUAUGACGGAGCCCAAAAAGGUCUUCUGUGACAUGGAGGCCAAUGGAGGCGGCUGGACCCUCAUCCAGCGCCGAGAAAAUGGCAGCGUCAAUUUCCAGCGGAACUGGAAGGAUUAUAAGCAGGGCUUUGGUGACCCGGCUGGGGAGCACUGGCUGGGCAACGAGGUGGUGCACCAGCUCACCAGCAGCGGGACCUACUCUCUGCGCGUGGAGCUGCAAGACUGGGAGGGCAACGAGGCCUAUGCCCAGUACGAGCAUUUCCAGCUGGGCAGCGAGGGGCAGCUCUACAGGCUUUCUCUGGGCGGGUACAGUGGCUCAGCAGGACGCCAGAGCAGCCUGGCCCUGCAGGGGACCAACUUCAGCACCCGUGACGCAGACAAUGACAACUGCCUCUGCAAGUGUGCCCAGAUGCUGUCUGGAGGAUGGUGGUUUGACGCCUGCGGCCUCUCCAACCUCAACGGCAUCUACUACCCGGCACGCCACCACAUGCGCAAGCUGAAUGGCAUCCGCUGGUACUACUUCCAGGGCCCCAGCUACUCGCUGCGUGCCACCCGCAUGAUGCUACGGCCCGUGGGCACCUAAGGAGCAGCCGGGCUGCACCCAGGGAGGAGCCCGCUGGCUCUGCUCUGGGCCAGCUGGACCCGAACACAGGA
Messenger RNA from Sorex fumeus (smoky shrew), 1608 nucleotides. It is a transcript of the gene ANGPT4, whose product is annotated as angiopoietin 4. The coding region runs from base 41 to 1537 and encodes 498 amino acids. The record is from RefSeq and is a predicted model, not a curated record. Lineage: Eukaryota; Metazoa; Chordata; Mammalia; Eulipotyphla; Soricidae. Gene Ontology annotation, molecular function: receptor tyrosine kinase binding. Gene Ontology annotation, biological process: signal transduction. The transcript is spliced from 9 exons.